This is a messenger RNA of Fusarium oxysporum Fo47, 192 nucleotides long. RefSeq lists its product as uncharacterized. The transcript has a single exon. NCBI's taxonomy places the organism in Eukaryota, Fungi, Ascomycota, Sordariomycetes, Hypocreales, Nectriaceae. The annotation marks the transcript as partial. The record is from RefSeq and is a predicted model, not a curated record.
AAGAAUGCCAAGAUUAUCAAGAGGGACCGAAGCAAUGAAAACUUUAAGAAGAGAUGGCGUACUUUUAAGAACAACGGCUUCCAGCUUUAUCAGGAUUAUGAGGCUCAAGUCUAUAUAUGCAUACGUCGCAAGGGCGACAGAUAUGAGUUCAAGUCUACUGACAAAGCUCUGCCGUUUUCGGAGGAGGAGAAA